AUGAGGUUUCAGGAGUCCGGGAUCCUCCUUGGGACGCGGCGAACAGUGCUCAAGGUCCUGACGAGUGUCUUUCUGCCGGACGAACUGCCUGGGAAGAACUGUUGGCUGUAUCGCUGCAAGAACAAGGAUGAAUUUGUAAAGAACAUGCCUCUCUUCGACGAAUGGGGGCCGCGGCCGGACGGCCUGGAGGGGCCUCGUGAGAACCCUGUCGUUGUGGUUCCCUUCCUUGCCCCUGAUGCUGAGCUCGCCCCAAGUGACGGUGCAGGUGGGCGAGCUCCGGGGGAGGCCGGUGACUCGAGUGCUGAGGAGCACGUGCUGAGUGGUGAUCCUGGGGCAUCGUCCUCAGGAGCCUGCCACUCCCCUCCUGAGGCGUCAGUUGCUGAGGAGACACUGCAUGUGACUCCCGAGGCCAAGGCUCCAGGAACCUCGGGAGGUCGUGGUGAAACGUUCUUCAGGGCUCCUUCCGUCGAGGUGGCCGCGCCUCCUGAGAAACGGCCUCCUUCUUCCUUAACUCUUCCGCCGGCCAUGAGCACUCCGAGUCCGCUGGUUGCCCUUGGAACAGGGCUGGUCGAAGCACUCCUGCCUUCCUGGCACGCUGAACCUGUAGCCUCGUCGCCCCUCCCCCUUGGUCUGGCGUGGGGCCUGGCAGGCGUGCCCAAGACUCCUCCGCUGGUCUUUGACGGCAACUGGUUGGCUUUGAUCCUCGGCUCCUCUUCAAGCAGCGAGCCCCAACUGGCUUGGGCUUCUCUCGAGGACGGGCUGGUGUCGGGUGAGGCGCCAGCCCCUAGCCCCUGCCGAGGGGUGGCGCCCCGCCCGUAG
Messenger RNA from Aegilops tauschii subsp. strangulata, 819 nucleotides. The record is from RefSeq and is a predicted model, not a curated record. NCBI's taxonomy places the organism in Eukaryota, Viridiplantae, Streptophyta, Magnoliopsida, Poales, Poaceae.